Messenger RNA from Molossus molossus (Pallas's mastiff bat), 5787 nucleotides. RefSeq names its product inositol-trisphosphate 3-kinase B (gene ITPKB). Gene Ontology annotation, biological process: inositol phosphate biosynthetic process. Bases 42 to 2894 code for a protein of 950 amino acids. The transcript has 7 exons. Gene Ontology annotation, cellular component: nucleus; cytoplasm. NCBI's taxonomy places the organism in Eukaryota, Metazoa, Chordata, Mammalia, Chiroptera, Molossidae. The record is from RefSeq and is a predicted model, not a curated record. Gene Ontology annotation, molecular function: inositol-1,4,5-trisphosphate 3-kinase activity; inositol tetrakisphosphate kinase activity.
CGGGAGCCGCGGCGGCGGCGAGCAGCGCGGGACCCAGUACUAUGGCUAUGUACUGCUAUGCACUCAACAGCCUGGUGAUCAUGAAUAGCGCCAACCAGGUGAAGAGCGGCUGCGCCCCCCGGCCCAGCAGCAGCGAGACACCCCCACCGCCGGGGAGCGCCGUGUUGAGCCCCGGCAGCGUUUUCAGCCCCGGGAGAAGCUCCUCUUUCCUCUUCCCCCCGACCGAGUCGUUCUCGCCCGAGGAGCCCGGGAGCCCCGGGGGCUGGCGGAGUGGCCGGCGCAGGCUGAAUAGCGGCAGCGGCAGCGGCAGUGGCAGCAGCAGCAGCGUGGGCAGCCCGGGUUGGGCGGGUCGCCUGAGAGGGGACGGGCAGCAGGUAGUGACCGCCGGUCCCCUCUCUCCUCCAGGGCCGGAGGAGGCCCAGAGGAAGCUGCGAAUCCUGCAACGCGAGUUGCAGAACGUGCAGGUGAACCAGAAAGUGGGCAUGUUCGAGGCGCACAUCCAGGCGCAGAGCUCCGCCAUUCAAGCGCCCCGCAGCCCGCGUUUGGGCAGGGCACGUUCGCCCUCCCCAUGCCCCUUCCGCAGCAGCAGUCAGCCCCCAGGAAGGGUCCUGGCUCAGAGCGACGAACGGAGGACCAAGUCCUGGGGGGACCAAUGUCCAGAGACCUCAGAGGCCGACUCCAGGAGGAGUGCAGGGGCACCCAGCCUAAGCCUCUCCAAGGACAAGGAGGGAGUGGCACCUUUUCCCUGCCUGGCCUCCCCGUCGGGCUCAGGGGCUCAGGGUCUAGCCUCUUCGGUGAGAGUUGAGAAGGGAGUUCCUGCCAGACCCCACUGUGUCUCACCCGUAGCUAUGGAAAUUGACAAGAGGGUCUCCCCUCCUUUGGAAACUCGGAGCUGCGAAGCUCCCUCGUUAGGGCCGAUCGGAGCAAACUCUGUAAUAGCCACAGAAGUGGCAGCGAGAGCUACAUCCACUGGGCCACACCAUCCGCACGACCCUGCCCUCAUGGAGCUGCCUGAGAGGCCCCAGGAGCUUCGGGGUGUGCAUUCCCCGUCACCUCCUCCGGCCCUGGUGGAGGGUAAGGGGCAGUCUCCGGCCAGUGAGAGAAGCCCAGCCUCUGAGAGGGGCGGGCCUCGCGGUGGAGAGCCCCCUGGGAAGGUGGGGAAAGAAAAUCUGUCCUGUGGCAUGCCGGGCCCCGGGGAACCUGAAGCGGGCGAAAGGCCAGAGAAGAGGACUGUGGACGCGCAAAAACGCUCAGAACCCUCUGAGGCCCUGAGCUGGUUCAGGGGGUCAGGAGACCCGGGCUCGGUAGGGCCCGAGGUGACCCAGACUGGGGCCCCAGUGGUCUGGGAGCCACCACAGCGUUCCAACGGAGUGGAUGAAGGGUCUCCGAUGCCGGGUUUGCGUGGGGGCAGCAGCUCAGCACAGCCAGGAGCGGGGGAGUUGAAGUUGGGAAUUCCCGCUGCCGGAAUGCUGGAACCUUUGCCCUGUUGGGAAGCAGCAAAAGAUGUGAAAGAACCUCAGUGCCUUCCUGGGGACAGAGUGGGUGGGCAGCCUGGGAACUCCAGUGCUUGGCUGGGCCCCAUGGAGGAAGCCCAUCUGGCCUGGACGUGUGGCACUGGGGUACAAUCCCAGGGGACUUGGGGAAGCCCACCGCUGGAGAGAACCAUGCACUUCAGCCCAGAGCUGCUCUCCCCAGAUCAGAAAGACAAGCCUUCCCUGAGGGAGGCCUGCAGCCCCAGCAACAUACCUGCUGUCAUCAUUACAGACAUGGGUGCCCAGGAGGAUGGGGUCUUGGAGGAGGCUCAGGGCAGCCCGCUGGGCAGCCUGCCCCUGAGGAAACUGUCCUCUUCCUCUGCCUCCUCCACUGGCUUCUCCUCCUCCUAUGAGGACUCGGAGGAGGACAUCUCCAGUGACCCUGAGCGCUGCCUGGACCCCAACUCUGCCUUCCUGCAUACCCUGGACCAGCAAAAGCCCAGAGUGAGCAAAUCAUGGAGGAAAAUAAAAAACAUGGUGCACUGGUCUCCCUUUGUCAUGUCCUUCAAGAAGAAGUACCCCUGGAUCCAGCUGGCAGGACACGCAGGGAGCUUCAAGGCGGCCGCCAACGGCCGGAUCCUGAAGAAGCACUGCGAGUCGGAGCAGCGCUGCCUGGACCGGCUGAUGGCCGACGUGCUCAAGCCCUACGUGCCGGCCUAUCACGGGGACGUGGUGAAGGACGGGGAGCGCUACAACCAGAUGGACGACCUGCUCGCCGACUUCGACUCGCCUUGUGUCAUGGACUGCAAGAUGGGCGUCAGGACCUACCUGGAAGAGGAGCUCACCAAGGCCCGGAAGAAGCCCAGCCUCCGGAAGGACAUGUACCAGAAGAUGAUCGAGGUGGACCCCGAGGCCCCGACUGAGGAGGAGAAAGCCCAGCGUGCUGUGACCAAGCCGCGGUACAUGCAAUGGAGGGAGACCAUCAGCUCCACGGCCACCCUGGGGUUCAGGAUUGAGGGCAUCAAGAAGGAAGACGGCUCUGUGAACCGGGACUUCAAGAAGACCAAGACGCGGGAGCAGGUCACGGAGGCCUUCAGAGAAUUCACUAAAGGAAACCGGAACAUCCUGAUUGCCUACCGAGACCGGCUGAAGGACAUUCGGGCCACGCUAGAAGUUUCUCCUUUCUUCAAGGGCCAUGAGGUCAUCGGCAGCUCGCUCCUCUUCAUCCACGACAAGAAGGAACAGGCCAAGGUGUGGAUGAUCGACUUCGGGAAAACCACACCCCUGCCGGAGGGCCAGACCCUGAAGCAUGACAUCCCCUGGCAGGAAGGGAACCGGGAGGAUGGCUACCUCUCGGGACUGAACAACCUCAUCGACAUCCUGACGGAAAUGUGCCCUGGCCCAGGUGCCCCUCUCGCCUGAGGCAACCUGGUGCCCACCUCACUGCGCUCCUGGCCUCUGUCCUCCCCCUUUCCUUCCCUUCUUAAUUUUUCUUUCACUUCUACCUGGGUGCAAGCCCCAGAACUGACCCUCCCAAACUGCACUACAAGACACUUUGUAGAAGAGGAGACGAGAUUUUCUAGAUACUUUCCUAAUUGAAGGGCUUGGGCACUGGGGCUUCCACUUAUUUCUGUAAAUAGGAUCUUUCUGGAAGAGUGAUGCCCAAGCCAGACUCUGCUGCCUGCGGGAGAGGUCAGUUGGUUUAGAUCUGGGUGGAGGCUCAGGUGGCCCAGGGGUCCUGCCCCCUUUUCUGGGUGGGUUACCUGUGUGGGCUUGCUGCCUCCUGGUGGCCAGUGCCAGUAGUGCCACGGCCCAGCAUAGCCGUUUCCACCCCAUCCUUCUAGCCUGGCAGGGGCUGUAAGAGCCCAUGUUUCAGCUGGUGACCGGUGCCAGGCUUUCUCACGGUUGAGGCACAGAAUCCCUGGGAACCGCAUAUCGGCCAUGAGUAAAGCACCUUUUGAUUAUCAGCCCAGGGGGUCCAGGACGUGUGGUGGCUUUUAUAGGCCCUUUACGGGCUGAUGAAAUCCACCUUUGGGCCAGACCCAGGAGCCAGCAGUCCUGAGCCGACUGGGCUGUGCUCUCUGAUGUUGGCCUCCCCCAUUGGGGGCAGGCAGGAGCUGUGUUCUUCCAUCCGUGAUUAUCACCCACGAAUUCAGAGGGUCUCUGCAACCCGAGCUUCCUGGGCUGCACUUGACCCCCAGAGCCACUGUGCCCCCCCCCCCCCCCCCCGCUGUGACAAUGCCAAGGGCUGCACGGGAGUGGCCAGGGCACAGGCAGUCUCUAGGGAAGAAAGCCAGAACCUGCGUGGGACACUCCUCUCUCCCACUCCCUGGUGACACUCAGUUGCCCUGCCUGCACCCUGGGGGCUCUCUCAUGACGUCCAGCGUCCCCAGCAGCUACAGGCGGGACUUCGGGCCAGCCCUGGGCAGGGAGGAAGCAGGAGGAAGCUGGCUUCCUGGCAUCAGCUCUUUUCCCCUGAAAUAAGUUAUGGCCUGAAGGGUUUAGCCCCUUGCUUCCCAAGGUGGUGUGGGCAGUUUCCGGGGUAGGUGGUGGGUGCCAGGGCGUGCUCCGGGCAUCUCGUCCUGGAGUCUCUAGGUUGCUUGAAGAUUCGUGGGGAACCAGUUGUAAGCCUUAUUCUCAUUGCGAAGCAAGUAAGUCUAUAUUAUGGAGAAGAAUGUAAAAUUUGCAUGACUUUCAAAGACAGAAUUCCAGCUAUGGCUAUGUGGAGCUGUGCCCCCAGGUGUCCCCCCUUGUCAGAGAGUCAGGGGCCAGGCCAGCAGACACUGGGACCAGUUGCUCCACGGGGAUCUGUUUUCAGGGAUACAGUGGAGACAGUGUGUGCCCAGGUGUGUGUACCUGUAAGGACCAAUCCAGAGGGAGGGCUUCCUGGGCCACCCCCUUCACCCCAGGGUCUCUGGGGGAACUGUCAACUUGCCCAUGUGACACAUUUCCCCUUUCAUGCUUCAUGAGUGACAGUUGAUGGGGGUGAAGGGUGGGACACGAGGAUAUAUAAGUUCAGAUUUUUUAAAAGGAAAUCAUUUUUCAACUUCCUGGCUCUUGUUCAAAACAGUGGUGAGCUCCUGUGUGGGCUGACUUGCUAAAGGUCACACCCCAGCCCCUGGGGAGCACGAGAGACCUUGUGACGACAUGUGAUCCUGGCGGGCAGGAGCAUGGGAGCUGUCUCCACUUGGUGAGAGGGACCCGGUGGUCUGCCUGCAGCUCCCUGCAGAAGGGACAUCAUUCAGUUAGACGUCAAGGUUCUGCAGCUGUGGGCUGGCCAGGAGUCACCCUCCUCCUGUGUAUGAAAAGUUUGCUAAAGCACAUGAUGCUAUGAACAAAACAGGGACCAGCUUCACCUACUAAGAGAACAAACAAGCACUUUAAGCAGGCACCAGUUGUUUGCAAAUGAUGUGCUAAUAAGCAAAGGAUUUGUUUAUUAAAGGAGACCCAUUGGGGCCUCUUACUGGCAAUUCUUUGCUUUGGGUCACAUUUAUAUGUGAAAGUGGCAUCUUUUUAGGGUUAUUCUAUUACUUAGGGGCCCGGGGGUUUUGUAUUUACUGUGUUAGUUUCCUUCUUCCAUACCUACUCUCUCAACCCUCUUUCCCCUUUGACCUCCCACCCCCUUGUAUGGAUCCUGGAAUGGAAUUUUCCAGAACCCCUGCCCAGGCUGUCUGAAAAGCCUACCCCACCCAGCCCCAGUCCAGGCGGGGACUCCUAGGGUCCUGGGCAUGCAGGUGCCAGGAGGGUGGGUGUCCUUCCUGCCCUGUCCUUGACCCCCUCCCCGCCCCCGCCGGCAUUCUUGGUGUUCAGCACUGCUUAGCCUUCGGAGAAGGUCUUCUCAACUGCUCGUCCCAGACUUGCCUUUAGUGUCAUGUAAGAAGUUUUUAAGUUAUAUUUAUUUUGUUGGGUUUUUUUAAUUGCACAAAACACUAAGACUGAGAGGCUGGAUUCUGUUUCUCCUCUGAAGCUCUGCCUUCUUUCUGAACCUCCUGGAAAGAGCCUGGAUGCAGCCCUGGUGCCCCCCUCCCCCAUGGUCUCUUUCCUCCAUUAGCUGUAUUUAGCUUUGAGUUUCUCUGCAUCCAUCCAGUCAACCCUUGUGUGUACAUAACCCAGGUCCUCCUCGGGAAGGAGCAGAGUGUUCACCCUGAGCCAGUGCCUUUUCUGGAGGAGAAGAUUCCCAGAGGGAUUUCCUGCCUUCUGCACCCCUCUCCCCACGCCACCUUGGAGAAAACUGAACUGUUACAAACCCCGAACAGUGCCUGUCAGACCGACUGCAGACGCUCUGUACCUUCCUGAAUAAAGGCCUUGGAGACCA